Molecule: messenger RNA, 1126 nt
Organism: Austrofundulus limnaeus
Lineage: Eukaryota; Metazoa; Chordata; Actinopteri; Cyprinodontiformes; Rivulidae
Product: promethin
Exons: 5
Coding region: 134-664 (176 amino acids)
Source: RefSeq, a predicted model, not a curated record
GAGUGAAGUUUAAAACCAGAGUCUCGACUCUCAAAAAGAAGGAAGAAACAAAGAGGUGUGUUUUCAYUCUCAAGAAGGGUGUGUUCAUCUCAGUGUGGAGUAUGUUUCAGGCGACUUCUGCGUUUGGUUUCUUAUGUUUGCUGCUGACAGUUUGGCGAAGUUUGACUGUUUUUUUUUCUUUCAGGUAGCUCGGCGUUGGGUUUUCACCAGGUGUGCUGAGAUGCAGCGGCCCAGCAGCCCGCUGAGCCUGCAGCUGUGGGAGAGAUGGCUGACCUUUCUGAACCACCUUCAGCAUGACCCCAGGGUAGCGCAGCUGAUGAAGACCCGGCUCGGGCAGUACCUCAGAACCCGUCCCUUCUUAGCUCUCACACUGCUGCUGUUCGGRGCCCUGGCUGCUCUGCCUGUCGGCCUCUUCCUCUCGUUUGCCCUCGUGACUGUUGUUAUAUCAGUAGUAGGAUUUGUUUUCUUUGAGGUGUUCCUGUUGUUGGUUGGAGGGCUGACUCUGCUGUCUGUGCUCUCUGGCGUCGCCCUCUUCUCUCUGCUGGUCUCGGUCAUCGUUAACACUUUACUUUUCACCGUCCCCAGCUUACUGAAGCGUUAUCUAAACCAAACAAAGAAGAAACGGAGUGAAGAUGAAACUUCAGCACCAAAUGACAUGCAGUAAAUUCCUUAAUCUGAGUUUUAAGCUGGCGUCACCGAAGCAUCCGGGUCGGAUCUGAUCAGAUCUGCUGUUAGUUUUAUUAAGCACAAAAUCUCAUCAAACUCUUAAGUGUUUCAGUGUGAGCUGAAGUUUUAUAAUCUGUAUGUUGUGCAAUAUGUUUGGUUUAUUUAUAAGAAGAUGAUGGAUCAUGAUUUUGUUUCAUCCGACUGAACUGUCCGAACAGCUUUUUUUUUUCAUCAUGGGUUACACGCUUUAAUUUUCUGGAUAAAAGUAUUUCUGUUACAUGUGUCAGAAGUCCUCCCACUUCAGUGUUUAUUGUAAAAACUACAUUUUGUUACACUUAAAAUGUCGUUGACCUAAUUUUACUAAUACUGUAUUUUAAAUAUUCAUAAACUGCAUGUUCUGCCUCAGUUUUAGACUGAUAUACUUUUCUUUUUUUAACAAAUAAAGUGUUUUUAACUGCUU